Messenger RNA from Emys orbicularis (European pond turtle), 987 nucleotides. Its product is annotated as olfactory receptor 52R1-like. The record is from RefSeq and is a predicted model, not a curated record. NCBI's taxonomy places the organism in Eukaryota, Metazoa, Chordata, Testudines, Emydidae. Gene Ontology annotation, cellular component: plasma membrane. The transcript has a single exon. Gene Ontology annotation, biological process: G protein-coupled receptor signaling pathway. Gene Ontology annotation, molecular function: olfactory receptor activity; G protein-coupled receptor activity. The coding region runs from base 1 to 987 and encodes 328 amino acids.
AUGUUCUGCCUCAAAGUUGGACACCUUCUCCCCUACUCCAUGUCAGAUUCCAACACAACCGAAUUCACCAACCCCUCCACCUUCAUCCUGCUGGGCAUUCCUGGGCUGGAGGUGGCCCAUGUCUGGAUCUCCAUCCCCUUCUGCACCAUGUACAUCAUAGCCAUCUUGGGGAACUUUUCCAUCCUUUUCAUUGUGAAGAGGGAGCCUAGCCUCCAUGGGCCCAUGUACUAUUUCCUUUGCAUGCUGGCCGUCACCGACCUCAUCCUGUGCACGUCCAUUCUGCCCAAAAUGCUGAGCAUCUUCUGGUUCAAUUCCAGGGAGAUCGAUUUCAGUACCUGCCUCACCCAGAUGUACUUUAUUCACUGCUUUACAGCAGUGGAGUCUGGGAUCUUUGUGGCCAUGGCUUUUGAUCGCUACGUGGCCAUCUGUGAUCCUCUGAGACAUUCCACCAUCCUGACAAACCCUGUAGUGGCCAAGAUCGGCCUCACUGUGUUGUUGCGCGGUGGCAUUCUCAUGCUGCCUCAUCCCUUCCUGGCAAGUCGGUGGCCAUAUUGCAGAACCAACAUCAUCAACCACUCGUACUGUGAGCACAUGGCUGUGGUGAAACUAGGCUGUACCGACUUCCGCAUCAGUAGUUACUAUGGCCUCUUUGUGGUAUUCUUCGUGGCUAGUCUGGAUUUGUUUUUUAUUGCUGUGUCCUAUAUUCAGAUCCUUAGGGCCAUAUUCAGCCUCCCAACAAAGGACGCCCGGCUCAAGACUUUUCAGACAUGCAGCACCCACCUUUGUGUCAUUUCAGCCUCUUACAUCCCAUCUCUCUUCUCCUUCUUCACACACCGGUUUGGCCACAAUGUGGCCCUGCAUUUCCAUGUUCUCAUGGCCAAUGUGUACCUCCUGCUGCCCCCCAUGCUGAACCCCAUCAUCUAUGGGAUGAGGACCAAACAGAUCCGGGACAGGCUUCUCUGGCUCUUUAGUCAUAAAGGGGCCUAA